UACAUCAAAACAAAAUUUCUAAUGGAACCCAUUUUCCAUUCUGGUUCCCACUAUGCUAGCUUGGCGCCCCAUGUUCUUCCACAGUUCCACCAUGGUUUUUCUAAUUUCUCCUCUAAGGUAAUAAUUUGGAUUUAAUUAUGGUGUUUAAUAGCGAAACAACCCUCCACUUCAGUCCUUGAAUCAUAAUCAUCAUCAUGCCCUAAAAUAAAAUAAAUUACAAUAAAAAUCCCUUGGAUUCCACUUCUCCAACCACAACAACCCAACUUAUUUAGUUAUAAAAACCAACAAAAGAACCAACCUUUUUCUUCUUAUUGUGCCCUAUAAAUUGGAACGAACUUUGCAUAUUUGUUAUUGAGGUCGCAUGUAGUAGUUAGUAAGUUACUAAAAACUACUCAUACUUGCUAAAGUAGUACAACCCAUUUUAGCAUUUUACUUGUGUAGAGUGUAGACACACUAACCAUACAAAUCCAAAAAAAUGUAUAUAAAAAAAAAUCUCAGUCAUUAACGACGAUACCAAAUAUAAAAAGAAAUAUCACAUCAGGGAUCAUUGCUCUAAUUAGUGAUAAAUUUCAUCGACGGUAAUUAGCACAUGUUUAAAAUACACUCUUGACUUUCACAUAUGUGGAGAACUAUAUCAUUAACGUCAAUAAUAUUGGGACUAAGUGAUAUUUAGGAUGUUUGGAAUCACCGGAUAUAGGUUCCAAUCAAAUUCACCCUUCACAUGUAAAUCUCCUUGAAUAUACCCUUUGUUUGGAUUUACAUAAUGAUUGUCAACAAUCAAAGACUGAACAUGACAUCGUAUUACAUACCACAAUCAAUCAUACACAUAACAUAUCGUACCAAAAACUAUAACAAAGUCUCCACGUAUAAAACCUAUUCGACCAUCAAAAGGAUCACAACCAAAUAUUUUCCGUCACAGUAGUUGUCUCUUGUUCGGAGUUACAAAAUCACUAUAAACAUUUUUUUUUACCAACAAAAACUUAUUAUAUAUCAACGAAAAUCAAGUCGGCAAAUUUGAUAUGGUUUUUAUAGUUCUCUUUGAUCCUUCUAUACACCCCACACCCAUCCAAAAAACUUGAAAAAACAAACAAACAAAUUAUACCAUAUGAACCCUAAUAGAGUUCCCCUAUGGAAUUUAGUGAAAAUGAAUCAAACCCACCAAUGACCAAAACCAAGUAUUUCCUUCUAAAUACCCUAAAAAAACCAAAUAGUUAAAUAAACAACAAAUUUCUAGUAGAAUUAGGAUACUAAUUUUCCCCUUCUUUUUAACGCGUUCACGCGUUUUACUUGUCGCUUCCCCCUUCCUUCCCGUUAUAUAUAUCCCUCCUUCUCUCUUUCCCUUUCUUUAGCAGGUGCAGGAGAAAAAAAAAAAAUCCCCCACCGCUCAAAUUAAAACAAAAAAUCCCCAAUUUUUCCGCCAUUGUUUUCUCCCUGCAUCUGCUGCUAAAUAGCGAAUCCCCUCUCCUCAUUGACUUCUUCUUCUUCCCCACCCAUCAAAGAUUUCUUCCCGCAAUCCGGCAGAUCGACGACUCAGGCACCACCACCACCCCACGGCGGCGACUUCGGCGGCGGCGGGGGAAACCAAGAGGGAACGAGGAGGAGAAGAACAACAAGCAAGGAUGCCGUCGCUGGAGGAGGAGUUUUUCCCGUCCACGCCGGGGAAGUUCAAGAUCGACCGUGGGGGCGGCCACCACCGGCAGUUCCACCGCUGCUUCUCGUCGACGAGCAAGAUGUUCCUGUGGGCGCUCUUCCUGAUCGCCCUGACGGCGUCGUACCUCAGCUUCCAGAGCUUCGUCGAUUCGGGGAGCAGGUACUUCGCGGCGUCGUGGGGCGGGAUCCAGUGGGAGAAGCAGGUGAGGAAUUCGGCCCAGAUCCACCGCGGCGGCGGGAUGUCGGUGCUGGUCACCGGCGCCGCCGGAUUCGUCGGCAGCCACGUCUCCCUGGCGCUCAAGAAGCGCGGCGACGGGGUCGUCGGGAUCGACAACUUCAACAGCUACUACGACCCGUCGCUGAAGAAGGCCCGGAAAUCGAUGCUGGCGGAGCACGGCGUAUUCGUCGUGGCCGGCGACAUCAACGACGGGAAGCUCCUCGCCAAGCUCUUCGACGUCGUGGCGUUCACCCACGUGAUGCAUCUCGCGGCGCAGGCAGGGGUACGGUACGCGAUGGAGAAUCCCCAUUCUUACGUCCACUCCAACAUCGCCGGAUUGGUGACGCUCCUCGAGAUCUGCAAAUCGGCGAACCCCCAGCCCGCCGUCGUCUGGGCUUCCUCGAGCUCCGUCUACGGGCUCAACGAGAAAUCCCCCUUCUCCGAAUCGGACCGGACGGACCAGCCGGCGAGCCUCUACGCCGCUACUAAAAAAGCCGGAGAAGAAAUUACCCACACCUACAAUCACAUCUACGGCCUCUCCAUCACCGGGUUGAGAUUCUUCACGGUUUACGGGCCCUGGGGCCGACCCGACAUGGCGUACUUCUCCUUCACCCGCAACAUUUUGCAGGGGAAGCCGAUUACUGUGUAUCGGGGCAAGAACCGGGUCGAUUUGGCCCGGGAUUUUACCUACAUCGACGACGUCGUGAAAGGGUGUCUCGGGUCGCUGGAUACCUCCGGGAAGAGCACCGGGUCGGGCGGGAAGAAGUCGGGUCCGGCGCCGUACCGGAUCUUCAACCUCGGGAACACGUCGCCGGUGACGGUGCCGGCGCUGGUGAGCAUACUGGAGAGGCAUCUGAAGGUGAAGGCGAAGAAGAACGUGGUGGAGAUGCCCGGAAACGGCGACGUGCCGUUCACCCACGCGAACAUCAGCAUGGCCCGGCAGGAGUUCGGGUACAAGCCGACGACGGAUCUGCAAACCGGGUUGAAGAAGUUCGUCAAAUGGUAUCUCUCGUAUUACGGCUAUAAUCACGGGAAAGGUGUAAAUUAACAAAAACGAAUUUCUGUGGGGAAUAUCUUUUUUUCUUCUUUUCCCUUUUUUUUGUGUACUGUUUUUAGGAGACUGAAAGAGAGAAAAGAAAAAGGGAAAAAAAAAAAGACGUGUUGGGGGAGGGAAAGAAAUGUCCAAAUGUGAAGAAGAAGAUCAAACUUUCAAGAUUUUUUUUUGUUCUUGUCUUUCAAGAAAUUGGCAAAAAUGGCACAUUGUGAAUUCUUUCCUUGUGAAGAAAUCAAUCUUCAUCCAAUUGAGUUUUCAGGUGGGUCUAUAGUCUUAUACUCUAUUGGAAAAGUUGGAUUCUACGAGAGUGAGAGCAAGUGGUUCUUUACAUUAUUUUUAAGAUCGAUACAAUUAGAUGUCACUUGAUUUAGUUACUUAUGAGGAUCAAUUGUCUAUGAAAGGGGAGCUAAAAUGACCUUUCCCUCCCAAAAAUUUGAUUCUCGCCUUUUAGUUAGCAACAAUACAAAUCCGCUGUUGCGAGAGGCUAUGUUACCAAAGAGGAAUCUGUGUACAAAGAUAAUUCAUAGUCACUGGAUACACCUUGACCCAAUUUGUUCCUAUAAUCACAAAUCCAUGCAUAUGAUCUACAACCGGAAUUCGUUGUUCACGCCAGUGUGCUAAUUGUUGAGGAACACGUUCAUCAUCAUUGGCAGCAAAGUCAUGGUCUCUCUCCUCCCACCCCCCACGAGUCAAUUGAAUUGAGUCAGAUUGUUUCAUCCAACUUAUCCUCACCAAUGAACGAAUCGAACUCUCUUACUGACCCCGAUGAAUUUGCCCGACCGAUGAGACUACAUCGAUCACGAAAGCAUACCUCGAGACAAAAAACACUGCGAUUCUCAAAAAUCUGUCCCUCACGCGACAGUGAAAGCUAUGUUCCUCGACACUCAUACAUCUCGAUUCAAUCGAGCUCGAAAUCUCCGUCCGGUCCUAUCAUUCACAUAAAUGCACCGACACGUCGUACUAGUUGUGAGAGUUUCACUCCGCCCCCGAAAGAGGGCAUAAUGGGGGAAUCAAUCAAACAAAGUCUGGCACUGAAUGUGUUGUCCAGUCAGACUGCCAGCAGAUUGUCAAAGCUCUCUCGGACGAGCCAAGAAACUGGCCUUGGAGAGGUGCAGCUUGGAUUGGAUCAAUGGUCUCAAUCUUAAGAACAAACCCUCAAGUGAAGGUCAAGGCAGUUUCACGUGCUUUCAAUGUUAGAGCUGAUUGGGUUGCACGAUCUCUAGCUAGAUCCUCCCUCCCUGUUGACUGGAUUAGUAUUCUUGACCUAAUUUCGGAUUUCCUUUGAUAGAGUGUAUUCUCGCUUUUCUCGAAUUGGAAGUGGAAUAAAAGUGUAUCCUUAUUGUAAAAAAAAAAAAAUCAAACAAAGCCGUGGAUUGUUGGUUGGGGGAAACCAUGGUACGGCGAAUUUAAAACCCCGACUCUGUUCUGUUCACUCCCUGGCUGACAGAUCGACGAGAUGCCCAAAAGCAGAAAGGGGGAAAUGAGAAGGAGACAGACAGCUAAUACGAGUGUGCGUGGAAAUGAAAGGGAAAAAUGGCAAGGAAAAGGAGGAAAGGACAACAGCCGUGAUAUACGGUUCGAGACAGGGAGAGAGAAGGCAGUUUCAAUAAUAAAUGAGGUCGUGAAUU
Linum trigynum is the source of this 4549-nucleotide messenger RNA. Lineage: Eukaryota; Viridiplantae; Streptophyta; Magnoliopsida; Malpighiales; Linaceae. The record is from the annotation of a GenBank genome assembly.